Molecule: messenger RNA, 1062 nt
Organism: Penicillium odoratum
Lineage: Eukaryota; Fungi; Ascomycota; Eurotiomycetes; Eurotiales; Aspergillaceae
Exons: 1
Coding region: 1-1062 (353 amino acids)
Source: RefSeq, a predicted model, not a curated record
AUGAAUUCUACGCUACUUCGCCGGUCGCAAUCCGGCCAAACUACAAGGCUCGGCUCUCUUUACCAUGGCCUAUUAAUCUUAAUUCUUAUUGUUUGCUUCUCGACAUCGACGUUGGCUCAUCCUGCACUAGCAACAGAUCUAGUGGACCCCCGAUCGGCCUCCUAUUCAAGUGGAGAGAUUGUAGAUCUUCAGGCUUCACCCGAGCGCCGUGGAGACACAUUCUUGGACACACAGGAUCAAGAUGCCGUGGCAGAGUCACUCAGACACGACGUCAACCAUGGCUUACAACGGCGAAUUCUGAAUGCCAGCACCGAGACGUCAACAACGAUGCCAGAGCCUUUCGAUACGAGCUCGAACAACUUUGCCAAUUCGAGCUGUGUCAGCUUCUUCGAUAAGUUUCUCGCCAACUCAACAGUGACUAAAUGUCAUGCCGUUUCACUCCUUCUCACAAACUCCAAUGCAUUCUUCCAUGAUUUGAGCUCGGCGACGGAAACUUCCCGCGUGUUGGAUACCACCUGCUCCGAACCUGUUGAAAAAUGCCAAUCGAUCAUGACCUCUCUAGCCGCCCAGAUGCUAUACGAGGAUAACUGUGGGCCCGACUAUGAGGCAGGGAACUCGUUCGUCACGGACACCUAUCAACAACUCAUGGCCUACGAGCCCGUAUACCGGGCCACCUGCCUGACCAACCCGACCACCCAAGACUAUUGUUUCGUUGAUGCAGUCACCAAUACCACGGCCCCAAAUGAUUACAAUGUCUACUUUAUUCCGAUUGGCAAUACCCUUACCAAAGGCAAACUCACUUGCAACGAGUGCCUUUCGGCGACUAUGGACGUAUACGCUCAAUGGGCUACGGUUGAUGGCCAGGCACUUGACACGACCUAUAUAUCAUCCGCACAGGUCGUUAAUGAAUACUGCGGCUCUGGCUUUGCGGUCACCAACCUCACAAUCGGUUCCGACAAUGUCACCGUCACGGCCGGUGCUGGGCUCACGGUACCAUUACCGAGUUCUCGACUCGCCUUGUCUAUAAUCAGUAUCACGAUCGGAACUCUCUGGAUUUUGUAG